AUGAUGAGCAUGAUGCUAAAAUCUCAAUUGCAAAGCGAGGAGAUGAUCAAACAAGUGUCUGAGAGGUUGGAUCAAUUGAGUGGCCAUAAUAAAAUGCUAGAAAAUCAAAUUGCUAAUCAAGCCUCAACCUCUAGCACUAGAGUCACUGGGAAGUUGCCCGCUCGCCCCAAGAAUCUAAGGGAACAUGUCAAUGAAAUUGUCACUAGGAGUGGUAAGAUACUUGGAGAACCAUCUCUUCCAAUUGACACAUCAAUUGCAAGUAAAAUUGUUGAUGUGGAGAUUGAGGAGAAACUUGAGGAGGGAGAAGUUAGACCAGCUGCUUUGAAGCCAAACCAACAAGUUCCUUCUUAUGGAAAUUUUUUGAGGGAUAUUCUUGCUAAGAAGAGAAAAUUUGGGGAGCAUGAGAUUGUUGCUAUGACUCAAGAGUAUCAGGCAUUGUCUCAUGAUGAAGGAAGGAACCUGCGUAAGCAUAGAGAUCCGGGGAAAUUCACAAUCCCUUGUGUUAUUCGUGGUUGUACAAUCAAGAGAUCCUUUUAUGAUCUAGGAGCCAUUGUUAAUAUCAUGCCACUAUCUCUUUGCCAAAAGUUGAAAUUGCGAGAUUCACAGCCGGUCCAACUUACAUUGCAAUUCGCAGACCAAUUUACUAGGAGCCCUAUAGGAAUUUUUGAGGAUGUCCCAGUUCGUGUGGACAAGUACUUUGUGCCAUGUGAUUUUAUAGUGAUAGAUGUGCAAGAAAAUUCCGAUGUUCCAAUCAUCUUAGGAAGGCCUUUCUUAGCCACAACUGGAACAAUAACUGAUGCAAGGAAGGGAUCCAUGAUUUUUUAUUUUGGGGAAGAGAAAGUUGAAUUUGAUGUUCAUGGUGAGCCAAAGUCUCAUAAUGUUGAGAAUUGUUCUAUGGUAAAUAGCAAGCCCUUUGUGCAUCUAGAUCCCAGUUUUGAGAUAGCACAUAAGAAGCAUGUAAACUGGAACAAUUUCUUCGGUGUAGAGGUGAAUCUUGCGGAUCAACCUGGAUGA
Messenger RNA from Ipomoea nil (Japanese morning glory), 1014 nucleotides. RefSeq lists its product as uncharacterized. The coding region runs from base 1 to 1014 and encodes 337 amino acids. The transcript has 2 exons. The record is from RefSeq and is a predicted model, not a curated record. NCBI's taxonomy places the organism in Eukaryota, Viridiplantae, Streptophyta, Magnoliopsida, Solanales, Convolvulaceae.